This is a messenger RNA of Labrus mixtus (cuckoo wrasse), 1502 nucleotides long. RefSeq names its product threonine aldolase 1 (gene tha1). NCBI's taxonomy places the organism in Eukaryota, Metazoa, Chordata, Actinopteri, Labriformes, Labridae. Gene Ontology annotation, biological process: glycine biosynthetic process; L-threonine catabolic process. The record is from RefSeq and is a predicted model, not a curated record. Gene Ontology annotation, cellular component: cytosol. The transcript has 7 exons. Bases 71 to 1330 code for a protein of 419 amino acids. Gene Ontology annotation, molecular function: L-allo-threonine aldolase activity.
GAAUUAUUGCGAGAACGAUCCAAAGUUCACUGUAAACAACGCUGACCUGCAUGUUUGUAAGAGGAGCAUCAUGUCUCUGAAGUGCGGCAGGUUUUUGUUCAGACUUUAUGAACACGGUGUCACCGCUUCGAGAGGGGCUGCAGUGCUGGGACGGAGCUCUACGAGGGGGUAUUACAACACCGAGAAACCCAGGUGUACAGAUGGGACGGCCCGGGUCCGGGUGGUGGACCUCCGCAGCGACACGGUGACAAAGCCGGGGCCAGCGAUGAGGCAGGCCAUAGCGGAGGCCGAGGUCGGCGAUGACGUCAUGGCAGAAGACCCGACUGUCAAUGAGUUACAGAAGAUAGCGGCCGACAUGUUUGGUAUGGAGGCUGCGCUGUUCGUUCCCACUGGAACCAUGAGUAAUCUCAUCGCAGUGAUGGUGCACUGCAGGGAGCGGGGAGACGAGAUGAUUGUUGGUGAUCUGUCCCAUUUGCACAUCUAUGAGCAAGGAGGGAGUGCGCAGCUGGCUGGUGUCCAUGCCACCACGGUGACCACGCUCCCUGAUGGAACAUUUGACUUGGAGCAGUUAGAAUCCAAGAUCCGCCACGGUUACCCCGACCCGCACUACCCCCGCUCACGCCUCAUAUGUGUGGAGAACACACAUAACAUACAGGGAGGACGUGUGCUGCCUCUGACCUUCCUGCAGGAGGUCCGUGCUCUGGCAGAUAGAUAUGGUCUGUCCGUUCACAUGGAUGGAGCCAGAGUGAUGAACGCUGCUGUGGCCCAGGGAGUGCCUCCAUCCACCAUACUGCAGCACACACACACCGUCAGUGUUUGCCUCUCCAAGGGUUUGGGUUCCCCUGUGGGGACCAUGCUGGCGGGACCAAAAGACUUCAUAUCCCAUGCGGUCCGGUGCCGUAAAGCCCUUGGUGGAGGGAUGCGACAGGCUGGUAUUCUUGCAGCAGCUGGAAAACUGUCUCUACUCGAGAUGAUUGGACGACUCGAGGAGGAUCACUGCAAUACAAAAACCUUUGCUCAAGCAUUGAUUGACUGUGACCCUCCCCUUUUCAAUGUCGAUAUGGCUGCAGUGGAGACAAACAUCCUGCGUUUCCGCCUACAGGAGCCCACCUUUAGCCCCUCUGAGUUCUGUGAGCGCAUGGGCCAAGUUGGUGAGGGAGAGGAGGCCGUGCUUGGACAGGGCAUUAUAGUUCUCAUGUACCCUCAUUAUGGAAACUCAGUUCGUGCUGUGUGGCAUCUUGGGAUUUCCCCUGAAGAUACACAGCUGGCCAUCCAGAAAAUGCAAUUUGUGGCUUCUCAGUUCUUAAAGGAGAAGCUCCGGGCACAGUGAAUACUGAUAGCUUCCGAGAUGUCUACUGGGACUGAUAAGAAAGGUUGAGGGAAAUACACACUGGAUGAGAUCUGGAGUUUUUUUUUAUUGCACAUGUCUUUAUAUGAUAAUUUUCACCUGAAUCAGUUUUUUAUUCUCAAGAUUGUAAUACCAUUAAAUCUGUUACACCGUU